This is a messenger RNA of Brassica rapa (field mustard), 4346 nucleotides long. RefSeq lists its product as uncharacterized. NCBI's taxonomy places the organism in Eukaryota, Viridiplantae, Streptophyta, Magnoliopsida, Brassicales, Brassicaceae. The record is from RefSeq and is a predicted model, not a curated record. Gene Ontology annotation, molecular function: cysteine-type peptidase activity. Gene Ontology annotation, biological process: proteolysis.
UCCCUAUUGCUGCAUAUCGGUCAGUUAGAAUGACAUGUUGUCGGUUUAGUCAAGCACGCUUCUGUUCGUAAUAAUGUUCUCAGUUACAUUUACAAAGCCUUUACAAAACCCAAAAAAUAACUAAAUUUAAUAUUUAAUUUUCAAAUAUCUUCUCCCAACUUCUACGAAACCCUCAAACAUUUUCAUAACCUCCGUAAGACCGUUCAUUUUUCUCCAAAACCUCUGCAGUUUUUUUCAGAAAUGGUCUCAUGUCGCCUCGUCGAUCUUCCAGAAGAUGAUGUUACAGAUGCAGUGCCUCCCAUACCGGAUAUGAUGUUUGCCGCCGGUGAAGAACCGGUUGGAGUUAGGGUUCUUACAUAUCAAUCCUCCAGGGCAAUUAAUCACAUUCUUAAUUCCCUCGAAGAAGACGAGAUUCAGACACUACGCAAGUCUCCCUUUGGCAAGAUUGUUGACAUCGCCGAGAAACCCGGCUUUUCUGGAAGAUUUACUAGGUACAUCUUAUCUAGACAAUUAAAAGUGGAGAAAAAACACGAAGCCUGGUUCCGGUUUGCUGGUAAACCGAUUAGGUUUUCUCUUCGAGAGUUCGCCAUUGUAACCGGUCUCAACUGCGGUGAAUAUCCUAAAAGCUCUGUCGUAAGGUCGAAGAAGAACAAAAACGUCAAACCCUAUUGGCCAGAGUUAUUUGGCAAAUCGGAGGAUCUUCGCGUUUCAACAGCCUUGAAAAUGCUUAGAAGAAAAACGGUUACCGAGAAAGAAGUACGGAUUAAGCUUGCAUGUCUUGCAAUUGUGUCUUCUGUUCUACUCGCUACGAAUCUGAAGAUGAAGAUGAUUAAAGAACAUGCAGAGGCCAUGGUAGAUCUUGAGGAGUUCUAUUCGUUUCCCUGGGGGCGACUUGCGUUUGAAAUGCUUAUUGGGAGUAUUAAGCAGAGGGAUGAGGUAUCCCUAUCGCAGAAUACUAUAGCAGUUAAAGGAUUUGCAUUGGCACUCCAGCUGGUUAUGAUAGAGGCUGUACCGGAUCUAACCGCAGUUGUUUUGGAAACCUGCUCAUCUUCUGAAUCCGAUAGCUGUGAUGACGAUGAUGAUUUCACCCACAAGAAGACCAAAAAGAAGACAUUAAGCCCUGGUCAUGCACGUGAAAUAGACAAAAAGACUAAUGUUAUAGUGAGAAGCAUAAUCCCAGAAGACCCGGAUCGGCCCUUAAUUCCGGCCAAUCUUGUUUGGGCUGACGAGGUCUUAGACGUCAAAGUUGAGAAUCUUCUGAAACUAAUAGCGCAGAGUCACCCCUUUACUGCUGAGAUGUUCAAAGGUGGUGCUACUAAACUGGAUGUUGAAAGAAUGCGUGAGCUAGGGAGAGCUGGGGGAAAGCAGAAGAGGAAAACGAAAACUCAGACUAACACAGAGACAGUCGAGGAUAAGCGUAUUGCAGCCAUUGUUCUGUCUAUGCUCAAACCUGAGGUUGAAAGAGUUGAAGCGAAUGUGGCCAAAGCUGUUUCUAUGGCUGAAGAUACUGCGACAAAAUUUGCCUCCUUUGACACCACUGUCAUGGUUUCAAUUCAAAAUCUGCUUAACAACUUCAAAGACGAAGUCAUCCGCUCUGUAAUGCAGAUACACAACAGUGCUAAUGCCCCAACACAACCGACACAGCCCGACGUUGACACUACUAACCAUGUGCAACGUAAGGUAGAUAUCGUCCACCCCCACCCUGACCCAAACGAUGACAUUAUUGCUCAAGUUAUUGGGAGUCUCAGUCAAUACUCCACGCCCCCACGGAAUGCAUCAGUUUGUCCAGGCUCAGAUGGGAGGACUUGUCCUGCUGCUUCACGGUUGCCUUUCGUUUUGCAAACGCAAAAUUCUCCCGGCCAAGACACCACUUUAUCCGCCAAUAGUCACACAAAGGAAGCAACCAAAGAAUCGGAGGUUGUUCGUAAUUUGGAUGCCCAUCCUUCUCAAGCUUCCGUUUUAUCUCAUGGCCAAACCGGAGAGAUUUUUCACGAGACUUCCCUGCAGCCUGUUGGGUGUCAGACAGAUGGGCAAUAUCUCGAUCGGCCCACUGUAUCAGUCACUGGUCAGACCAAUAAUGCUUCCAAAACUGCGGAUGGAGGGCUGAGUUUCGGCAUCCGCAAUAUUCAGGAACCAUCUUUCUCUCUUGGGCUGACGCAACCAGAGAACCCACCUCUGUCUGGGCCGGCAUGCGAUCUAAUAUUUGACACUGUCGCUGACCAUGGCGAUGAACAUGUUGAUGAACACACCAAUGACGGUCCAUCCCCUAACCCAUUCGCUCCUCUCUUAUGCCGGAAAAGCAAGCGCCCUAAGAUUGUUCCAGCUGGUCUUGUGAAAGACUACCACUGUGGAGCUGAUAUACUAAGCCGUGCUCGUGCUGCCCAACCCCCUUUUUGUGAUUACUCCGACCCUGCUGUGGUUAUGUCCAAAUUCUCUAAUCUCGCGGACAAGAUAAGCACCCCAUUUGUUAUCAAUAUUGCCGGCCUGGCGGUCACUUCGAAGGACAUCACAGGAAUUGUUGAGCUCACCCGUUCAUUGCCAGCUAGGGUUGUUGACAUAUUGGUGCGCUUUGUUCGCGCCACAUGCAACAUGCAGCAACAUUCGAGCCUUGGGCGGAUUCCAGAGUUUCUUGACAGCAGAUAUGUUGCAUUGUUGUUCAAGCAUUUUCCAAAGUUCAGCCGUUCGAAAACUCCUGAUGCAUAUCCUUUCCCGAAAGGACUUUUUGAGCUUCUUCGAAAGGACAACCCAACGGGAGCAGCAGUGACCCAUUACUACUUUCCAUUUGAUUUAGGCAAUAAACAGUGGGUAGGUGUAUGUUUUGACUGCACCGCAUGGAAGCUAACUGUCCUUGAUUGCAAUAUAUCGAUCCGCUCCGACUCUGAAAUAGCUACACAGCUGCGCCCUUUUGCGGAGAUGAUCCCCUCUCUUCUGAAGCGUACCGGGCGGAUUUCGAACACUACUGCUUAUCAUGGGGUGGUGAUAGAAAGACCCAAAGUCGUUGCUCAAAACACCAACCCAUCACACUCUGCCCUAACCUCAAUCUUGCUCAUGCAGACCCAUGCAAUAUUUGGCCUUGAAUCGUGCAGGUGUAUCACUCCUACUCUUCUCACGGAAGAAGCUCACCGUGUUGCUGUGAUGUUGUAUGAACUACACGAGAAGCUGUAGAAGGACUUGGCAUAACCGAGACCUCUGACUCUUGUCUCAUUUGUUACUUUGGGUACUAUCUAUGCUCUGCUUCUCUGCUGGUUAUUUGUAUCGUUCACUUAUCCAUACAUUGUUCUGAAUAUUUUUAGACUUUCCAUGUUGACUUUCAAACAUCGUUUCUUUCAUUGCACUAUCUAUAAAAACUGAUAUGAUGACUAUCCGGCUUUGUGCAUAAAAUAUCUGGAUAUCCUAAUACCGCUUUUCAAUUUUAUGAAGGAAGAUUUCAUGUUUUCCUUUUCAACACUCGUACCUACCCAAGUCGUUGGGUAAACAAGAAUUAAUAUUUUCUUAUUUAAUACACAUACCUACCCCAUUUAUGUGUGUUACCAUUUAAUUCCCAUAUCUCCCAACCAACUUGUAACCAAUUUUUCCUUCUACGGUUUCAGUCACAAUUUGCCCUUUCCCACAUCCGAAAAAUUAACCUAAGGCCAAGCAUUACUGACCGCACAUGGUCUUUCAGAUAUAUGUUCCUCCUAUGGCAUCACAUAGCUACCAUAUUAAUGCUCCAUAAAUGACACCACAAUACACAAGUAUCCCUACGCAUACACAUGAAUAAUGUAUGUUAUCUUUAUAACUUCUUCUAUCUAUAAAUACAUACGUUCCCUCAAAUGUUAUCUCUACACCAAGGAGUUGCACAUCUUCUUCGUAAGGAGAAGAUGUAUUUUAUCGGCAAUUUUCUUGUAACUGUCACCCAUGCUUGUAUUUUUUUGGAGUCACCAACACUGUUCGUUGAUCUGAUAAGGAACCAUGCGGAUCACACUGAAACUGUGUUGAAGAGAAGUGUUUUCUUUUGUCUUCGGUAGCGCACUGGCUUGGCCAUAAUUUUUUGUGACUAAAACCUGAUACUUCCGUUCUUUAUCUUUAUAGUCGAUGGCAUUGUGUCAACGGGAGCACGUAUUUCUAUCAAUUCCAGAUUUUUCUCUAUGUAUAAGCAUAGCGAAAACUUUGGCAUUGGUAGUAAUGCGUGUUCCCGCUUUCACAAUCUCAACGAUUUAAUUGGUAAACGGUAGCCUUACAUGUAUUAUUUUAUAUUUAUCACUCUGUAAAUGAACACAAAUUUGUGACGUUACCAACAAAUCUUUACAAAAUUUCUGUGGCACUGGAUGAUGUAAUUAUAUUUUUAAACAGAACUUUUGUUACUA